AUGGAGACCUGCAGCGGCCCCGAGUGCCUGGACACUCUGACUUUUAUUGAGUACAGAGCAGGGGGCAGGGAAGGUAGGGUGAGACACAGACCAUACACGGAACUAGAAAACCAAACCAAAAUCACAGAAUUCUUCCUCCAGGGACUCUCAGAAAAGCCAGAGCAUCAGACCCUCCUCUUCACAAUGUUCCUCUCCACAUACCUGGUCACCAUCAUCCAAAAUGUCCUCGUUAUCCUGGCCAUCCUCACGGACUUUUGCCUCCACACGCCCAUGUGCUUCUUCCUGUCCAACCUGUCACUCGUUGACAUCCUACGAUCCUCCACCACCGUCCCCAAGAUGCUAGUGAACUCCAUCAGGACUCAGAGCAGAGCCAUCCCCUUAGUGGGCUGCCUCACCCAGAUGUACGCCUUCCACCUGUUCAGGACCAUGGACAGCUUUCUCUUGGCAGCAAUGGCCAUUAACCGCUUUGUGGCAUUCCACCCGCUCUGUUACUUGGUCCCCAUGUGCCCUCGUGUCUGUGGGCUGCUGCUGGGGGCACCGUGGGUGAUCACCAACAUCCAGUCUCUCGUACACACCUGCCUCAUGGUUCAACUUACCUUCUGUGCCGGCUCCGAAUUCUCCCACUUCUUCUGUGACCUCAUGCCCCUGCUGAAGCUCUCCUGCUCAGACACGCACACCAAUGAGCUGGUGAUCUUGGCUUCUGGCGUCGUCACGGGCAGCCCACUCUCCUGCAUCCUUCUCUCCUACAUCCGCAUUUUCUGGACAGUCUUUAAGAUCCCUUCUGCUCGGGGCAAGUGGAAAGCCUUACCCACCUGUGGCUCACACCUCACUGUGGUGUCCCUGUGCUACGGAACCAUCUUUGCUGUGUACUUACAGCCUGCAUCCCCCAGCUCCUCCCAGGACAAGGCAUCCGCCCUCAUGUGUGGGGUGGUCAUCCCCAUGCAGCCCUUUAUCUACAGCCUACGGAACAAGGACAUGAAGAGGCCCUGGGGAAGCCCAUCAGCAAAGCGACCGGACGCUGGGCUGGAACUGGAGAAAAUGAUGAAGGAUCUAAGUUGCACGGAUUUGUUUACUGAGGAUCAGUGUGAUGCCAGUAAUGAUGAUGACAACCAAGAUUUAUUAUCUAAACAACCCUAA
Molecule: messenger RNA, 1137 nt
Organism: Saimiri boliviensis boliviensis (Bolivian squirrel monkey)
Lineage: Eukaryota; Metazoa; Chordata; Mammalia; Primates; Cebidae
Product: olfactory receptor 1I1
Biological process (GO): G protein-coupled receptor signaling pathway
Cellular component (GO): membrane
Molecular function (GO): G protein-coupled receptor activity; olfactory receptor activity
Source: RefSeq, a predicted model, not a curated record